Messenger RNA from Caretta caretta (loggerhead turtle), 832 nucleotides. It is a transcript of the gene CDX2, whose product is annotated as caudal type homeobox 2. Gene Ontology annotation, cellular component: nucleus. Gene Ontology annotation, biological process: regulation of transcription by RNA polymerase II; anterior/posterior axis specification; animal organ morphogenesis. The record is from RefSeq and is a predicted model, not a curated record. Gene Ontology annotation, molecular function: DNA-binding transcription factor activity; RNA polymerase II transcription regulatory region sequence-specific DNA binding. Lineage: Eukaryota; Metazoa; Chordata; Testudines; Cheloniidae.
AUGUACGUGAGCUACCUAUUGGAUAAGGAGGUGCCCAUGUACUCCAGCUCCGUGCGCCACUCGGGGGGGCUCAAUCUGGCGGCGCAGAACUUUGUCAGCGCCCCGCAAUACCCGGACUACGGAGGAUACCAUGUGGCCGCGGCCGGGGUGAACCUGGACAGCGCCCAGUCCCCGGGCCCCUCGUGGCCCUCUCCCUACGGCGCUCCGCUGCGGGAUGACUGGAACGGCUACGGGCAGGGGGGCCCGGCCACUGCGGCGGCCAGCGCGGUGCACGGGCUGAACGGCGGCGCCCCCGCCGCGGCCCUGGCCUACAGCCCGGCUGACUAUCACCACCACCACCACCACCACCACCCCCCGGGCCCGGCGCCCCACGCCUCCUCCGGGGGCAUGCAGCAGCUCAACCCGGGCGCCCCGGCCGCAGAACAGCUCUCCCCUGGCGGCCAGCGGCGGAAUCUGUGCGAGUGGAUGAGGAAGCCGACACAGCCCGCCCUGGGCGGCCAGGUUAAAACCAGGACAAAAGAUAAGUACCGCGUGGUGUACACGGACCAUCAGCGGCUGGAGCUGGAGAAGGAGUUUCAUUACAGCCGGUAUAUAACGAUCAGGAGGAAAGCAGAACUGGCCGCUACGCUGGGAUUGUCGGAGAGACAAAAAUCUGGUUCCAGAACAGGCGAGCGAAAGAAAGAAAGAUCAACAAGAAGAAAUUGCAGCAAUCGCAGCCCGGCGCGGUGCACAGCGGCUCGCAAGCGCUGAGCCCGGUCUCCUCCCUCCAGGGAUCAACGGGUCCUGGCCCAGCUGGGGGCGUCCUGGGAGCCGCUGGGGUCUUAGCGCCAUC